AUGGCUGCGGCAGCCGGUGUUCCUGCCAUGGCAAAGCUUCGGGCUCUGAGCGCGUCCAAGCGCUCGCCUCUUUCGUCCUCCGCGCUCUUUGCUUCCAGGGCGGGCGUCUUCCGGGGGCCCGCCGGGGGGAGGGUUAGGAGCGGAGGGAGCAGUUCUCUUCGCAUGACGGUGGUGAGAGCAGAGAACUCCCCGGUCCCAGGUACUCCGCCUCCGCCAAUGGAACCGCUGCUCUCCGUUUCUGGAUUCUCGGGGAGAAAUUCGUCUCCGUCUCUGGAUUUUAUGAGGAAAAUGUGAUGAGCGUAACUCGAGCCUGGUGUACUGUAGAUUACGUUCCGGACUCCAAGUUCUACAAGGUUGAGGCGAUCUUGAGGUGACCUCUUAUGGCGUUUUCUCUUGUUAUGCGCGCGGAUUGUCAUCCAUUAUCUCGAAUUGGAGUAUGUAUUGUUUGAGAUCUCAUGCCCUAACUUGCAAAAUCGUCCAACUAUUGGUGGGAUCGGCAAAUCGUAGACCAUGGCGAGUGCCGCAUGUUUCAUCGGUGGGGAAGGAACUUUUGUUUGCCAUAAUCUUUCAUUUAUUCACCGAAUUCCCGGGGUUUCCCAGAACUUACUGCAGAAGAUUUCUCGAUAAACCCAGGCGUUGCUGAAGAUUGGAAUUCGCGGAGUGACAGUUUCUGAUGUUCGAGGGUUUGGUGCUCAGGGCGGUUCCUCAGAGAGGCAAGCUGGUGAGGCCCCAUGCCGUAGGACGGUGUUUUCUUUCUUUCUACUUUAGGUGCAGUAAGAUAAUACUUCUCAGAAUUCUUAUGCAUGGAUUAUUUCUCGUCUCACAGUGAUGAAUUUCUGCUCAGCACAGCUUCCUAUUGUUACAGACCUCAGAUUAGAUUUUAACCAAAAUGGCAAAUUCCUGAUUCAUUUAUCCUUAUUAUACCAAGAACAUCACGCCAUUACUCAUCAAUUUUCCAUGAUAGGCGAUGCUAGGUAGCGUCUCACCUGAAUUCCUCAUGCCCUGAAGGAUCUCCCUGCUCUUCCUAUAAAAUUUCCCUGGUAAUAUACAGCGAUGAAGAUUUGGGGGGGGGCUCUUCUCAGCUAAGAAGUCCUGGGAAUUGUAAUGAAUAUACCUGUUCUUUCCUUCUUCGUUCUUGUUCUUCUUUAUGUUUGUUUCGGAUGCUAAGGGUAAGGCACGGCGCCCUUCAGUUCUUCUUCCUAGUCUAAAUCUGUGCAGUGAUGGGGCAAGUAGAAACCUCUGUGAAACAUCUCCUCAUGCUUUUAUAGAUUUUUCUUUACUGUUACUCUCUGUGUAAAAGUGCAAAAGAAAAGGACAGAUUUUACUUGUUGGAUAAUAUGUUCUUGUCGGCCAUUUCCUUUCAGGAUCCGAGUUUUCUGAGGAUAACUUUUUGGCAAAGGUGAAAAUGGAGAUUGUCGUCUCUAAAGACCAGGUAGAUGCAUGGCCUUUGAUUAAUUGGAAUAAAAUAACAUAAAGUGUUCAUGUCCUAGUGUUCUACCAAACAUGGGAAUCGAAAAUGUGUUGGCAUGGACAGCUUUUCAGUGCGUGAUUCAUACGAACUAAAAUGUAUAAAAUUUCAAAUAACUAGCGAUUCAAAAAUACGCAGGAACACCGCUCUCAGCCACUUUCUGGGACAUAUCAAUGCUAAGCUCUGUAAUUACGACGCACAAAUUAUUUGAGAGUAGAUGGUGAACAGAUAGAACAGUUACAUCCCUUUUAAGAGUUAAUCGACUUUAUUAUUAGUUCGUGAUGUAGGAUAAUUGAAUUUCCAUUUUCAGUACAUAUUUUCUCGUCUGAUAGUUAUUCACCAUGUUGUUCACCAAUUGGAUAAAUUGACGUCAUUAAUGUCUGUAAGAAAUCGUCUGAGGAUGCUCCCGCAGGUUGAGUCAGUGAUCGAGAAGAUAAUUGAAGAGGCCAGAACUGGAGAAAUCGGUGAUGGGAAAAUUUUCUGUGAGUCUUCACUUCUCUUAGUCCUUUAGGCGUGGAGAUCAGAUGCUUCUUCUUUCUGUUUGUUUCUUGAAACCUUUGAAGAGGAGGCCGUUCAGUUAGUGAGCCUCCAGAGAAUUCUCUGCACUAUUCCCAGAAUCCUGAAAGAAUCUUGCAAAUGCCUUGAUAUCACGAAAUCUUUUGAUGAUUAAUCCUGAACACCUCAAUUGUUGAAAUUAGUUUCCUACAAUGCCCGCUGGAAAUGGUCUAAUGGCGGAUAAUUUUUCAACGCAUUUUUAUUUUUUUUUUGGUCUGUGCAAAAACUUACCCAAAAAUAGAUGGAAGUUUUGUUGAAUCGAUCAAUCUCAGACUAUGGCGAUGAUUGUAUAAAAAACCAUUUGCUAGAUUAGGAGUUGGAAUUCUAGUUACAGGGAAGAAUGAACCGCAUAAAAAGAAGAAGACUGGAGACAGCUUUUCUCGUCACAAAACUGAGUUCCUAACGAGCCUCUGCAAAUUUCUCACCGUGAAGUCUGAAGAUUCUGUGAGAAUUCGGCGUGUGCUUUCAAAUCAUGAGAUUAUUUUAGUAUUAAAGGGGACCGCAUUGAUAAAGUUUCAAAGUAUCGUUUAUUAUAUAGCUGAUCCUAUUUCGAUCUUUCACAUCCAUGUGGGCAUUAAUUCCCUAAAAUCCACAAUUGGAGCCGGUUUAGUGAAGGAUAAUUUUCCCAUUUUUAUUUUUCUAUUCUGCGAAAAUAUCUUUCUUGUGUUAUAUCUGCGGGGUAAGUAUUUACAAUUAUCUGUAAGUUUUGGUGAAUCAGUCAUGUUAAGAUAACCAAAACCUCCAAAUGAGGAACGAUUGAACCACUAGCUCCGAAUUUUAUUCAUGUUUUUUCGAUGUGGGUCUAUUUUAUUUAUGCUUGAGACGAUCUUGAGGUGACUUGUUCAGGCGUGGAGAUCGGAUCCUUCUUCUUUCUGUUUGUUUCUUGAAACCUUUGAAGAGACAGAAGAUAAGGCCGUGCAAUUAGAACACUCUAGAGAGUUAUCUGCAUUAUUCUGAAGAUCCAGAAAGAAUCUUGCCAAAUGCUUUGAUAUCACAAACUAGACUGAGGAUUAAUCUCAAUCACCUCAUUUGAGAAAUCAGUUUCCUACAACGCCUGCUGGAGCUGGUCUGAGUAGAGGAUAAUUUUUCAAUGUAUAUUGUUCUACUAUGCAAUUUUCUUUUUCUUUUUUCAUCUGCGCAAAAUCUACUUACAAAUGGAUGCAAGUUUUGUUGAAUCAAUCCUGUCAAAAAAUAACCAAAACCUCCACCUUAGAACCAAUUUAACCUCCGGGUCCGAAAUUUAUUUAUUUAUUUAUUUAUUUUAUUAUAUGGGGGGCUAAUUUAAUGAAACCUUGUCGCAAGGUGAGAAUGCUUGAAUGGUUUUCUUGUGGAGAAGAAUUGUGAUGGGCUCUGUUUUCUGAUUGCAGUGCUGCCAGUUUCGGAUAUAAUCAGAGUUAGAACAGGUAAGCAAGCCUCCACCUUUGAUGACUUUUAUUGCCAAUAAAUGUUUCCUCUUCCGCACCUUCUCUCUAAGGGUGCAGACUUUCGCAUGACAGCGGGCCGGGGUAAGCCCAACGCCCGACUGGCCCUUUUUUGGGCUUUUUCUCCCUGGCCCGUUGACUUUCCCACUUAUACUUGGAGAUUUAUGGAUACAUACAUAUAUACAUCCAUCUGGGUGAUGGAAAGCUGUGAUUUUGGCAGGAGAGAGGGGAGAGAAAGCGGAGCGGAUGACCGGCGGCCAGGCGGACAUCAUCUCCGUCGGGUCCAAUUGA
Molecule: messenger RNA, 3735 nt
Organism: Spirodela intermedia
Lineage: Eukaryota; Viridiplantae; Streptophyta; Magnoliopsida; Alismatales; Araceae
Source: the annotation of a GenBank genome assembly